GGGCAGGACUUCCGCCGGAAGAUAGGGUGGUCUGGGAAACCUCAAAGCCGAGUUCCAGCCGGUUCUUUCCCUGCAGGUACAGGACUGCUGCUGCUGGGGUACGGGUAAGGAUGGCUUGCGCCGCGGCGAGAUCCCCGGCGGACCAAGACAGGUUUAUUUGUAUAUAUCCUGCUUAUUUAAAUAACAAGAAGACCAUCGCAGAGGGCAGGCGAAUCCCCAUAAGUAAGGCUGUUGAAAAUCCUACGGCUACAGAAAUUCAAGAUGUGUGCUUAGCAGUUGGACUUAAUGUAUUUCUUGAGAAAAAUAAAAUGUACUCCAGAGAAUGGAAUCGUGAUGUCCAGUACAAGGGCAGAGUCCGGGUCCAGCUCAAACAGGAAGAUGGCAGCCUCUGUCUUGUACAGUUCCCAUCACGUAAGUCAGUAAUGUUGUACGCAGCGGAAAUGAUACCUAAAUUAAAAACAAGAACACAAAAAACAGGAGGUGGUGACCAAAGUCUUCAGCAAGGAGAGGGAAGUAAAAAAGGGAAAGGAAAGAAGAAGAAGUGACCUGGUAAGGAGAGUCAAGUUUGUGAUACUACUGUAAGAGACAUGAAUGGAGAUUUCUAAUUUGUAUCUGAGAAAAACAGAAGCUUUUUGUUUGUAUUAUUAAACUGAACUGUGAGUAUCUGUGCCUCCCAGCUUCAGCAUCAGAGUUGACAGUGAAAUAAAUUUACGUCAGAAGUUUGCAUCUAGCAUUUAUGCAGUAUAAAAUAAAUUUUUUUGCCUUUCAAUGCAGUUUUUGUGGAAGAAAGAGGCAUUUUUUUAAAUGGACAGUGGUCUCUGCCAUAAAUUACUUGAAAUCCUGUAUCUGUCCUCUGAAAAAAUGUUCAGAUAAAUGAGUUUAAAGAUUCGAAACACAUUUUGUUCAUCUUUUAAGUUAAUGAAAUAAAAUUUGAAACUGACUUAUAGCUUUUGCUUAUGAACUAAUCUGUGCUAGUAGAGGAAAUAAUUAAUAACAUGGGUAAUGGAAGUUUAGUGUGAGCUUAAAACUAGAAGAAAAUGGUUAAAUCCUUUUGGAGGUCUAUGAACAGCAAGACUAUAGAUCAUAUUCUUUUAAUCAGUUACUGUAAUCGAAUUUUUCAAUUACUAGUUUUUUGACAUAUGGAAAGUCUUGGAGUCUAAGCUUUAGAUUUCCUUAUUUUGUAGACUUAAGAACCUUAUUUUAAUCGCAAUUUUAAAAUUUCCUGUGCUUUAACACCUUGAGAUACACUUUUUUUCAAGAACCUAAAUUGGAUUGGUGAUUCUGACUAUUCCAAAACAUUGUUUCUGAAAGUGGUGAUUUUUUUGUAAAAUUUAAGAGAAUUUCUAUCCAGCCAUGUUUUUGUCUACUGAGUAUCUCUUGGGGAGCUGCCUUCCCUGACCAUGUGUGCUCCUGGAAGGGCUGUUAUAGUCAUGCAGUACAUAUUGUUUAGACUGUGAUCCCAGAAGAUUGUAAUGGAGCUGAGAAAUUUCUAUCGCCUGUGACGUCUUAGCCGUUGUAAAUUCAGAGCACUUAACUCAUGUUUGUGGUGAUGCUGUUGUAAACAAACCUCUGUUGCCUGUCAUGUAAAAGUAUAGCAAAUAUAGUUAUGUACAGUACAUAAUACUUGAUAAUAAACAACUAUGUUACUAUGUA
Molecule: messenger RNA, 1653 nt
Organism: Pteropus alecto (black flying fox)
Lineage: Eukaryota; Metazoa; Chordata; Mammalia; Chiroptera; Pteropodidae
Gene: SRP19
Product: signal recognition particle 19
Exons: 5
Coding region: 111-545 (144 amino acids)
Biological process (GO): SRP-dependent cotranslational protein targeting to membrane, signal sequence recognition; SRP-dependent cotranslational protein targeting to membrane
Cellular component (GO): signal recognition particle, endoplasmic reticulum targeting
Molecular function (GO): 7S RNA binding
Source: RefSeq, a predicted model, not a curated record